This is a messenger RNA of Fomitiporia mediterranea MF3/22, 1383 nucleotides long. RefSeq names its product ornithine carbamoyltransferase. Gene Ontology annotation, cellular component: mitochondrion. Gene Ontology annotation, molecular function: ornithine carbamoyltransferase activity; amino acid binding. The record is from RefSeq and is a predicted model, not a curated record. Gene Ontology annotation, biological process: L-citrulline biosynthetic process. The coding region runs from base 1 to 1383 and encodes 460 amino acids. Lineage: Eukaryota; Fungi; Basidiomycota; Agaricomycetes; Hymenochaetales; Hymenochaetaceae. The transcript has 4 exons.
AUGUCCCUGGCGGACCUCGAGCCUCGACAAAUUAACGAGAUAAUCGCGAUGGCCCGCUGGCUAAAGAAGACCUCCAAACGCGUUCUCCCUCCUACCAAGUUACCUACGCGAGAAAUGGUCUGGCAGAUGUCGUUCGAUACACCAAACGCGGCAAAUCACGGUCCACCACCUCAAUCAUUGCGUAAUAUGAGCAUCGCAUUGUUAUUUUCUAAACGCAGCACUCGCACACGCGUUUCAGCGGAGACUGCUGCACGGUUACUUGGUGGGCAGGCAAUUUUUCUGGGCAAGGACGAUAUUCAGUUGGGUGUCAACGAGAACGCACGGGAUACCGCAAGAGUGUUGAGCGGGAUGUGCCAAGGUAUUUUUGCACGCGUCGGCGAGCACAGUGAGAUCGAGGAACUCGCGAAAUAUGCCGAGGUACCAGUAAUCAAUGCUCUUUCGGCUUAUUGGCAUCCGACACAAGUUCUUGCAGACCUUCAGACCCUUUACGGGGAAAAGUCGCUCCAAGAAGAACCAAUCCGUGCUUCUAAAUUAGCUCCUCCUCCACCCGCACCUGAGGACCCAGGACAAAGCCCAACAACAAUGACCCCAACUCAGCCAUUGAUGGGUAAUGCCAAGUCCAAUGCUAUUGAUACUGCCGCUGCUCAGUAUCACAUCCCGCGGAACCACGGGAGAAUUCGUAAUUUAACAGUCGCUUAUGUCGGCGAUAGCGCAAAUGUAUUGCACGACAUGCUUGUCACCUAUCCGCGACUCGGGCAUAAACUCCAAGUCGCGUCUCCCCCGAACCCUCGAUAUCGUGCACCACCACCGGUCUGGGACAAAGUAGUUGAACUGGGGUGCGAUAAGUCGAUUACUUGGACGGAAGACCCACGUGAAGCUGUUCAGGGCGCAGACGUCGUUGUCACAGAUACGUGGAUCAGUAUGGGUCAGGAAGCAGAAUAUGAGCAGCGGGUCAAGGACUUCCAGGGCUACCAAGUUACAGAAAAACUUUGCGAAGGAGCAAAACGUGAUUGGAAGUUCUUGCAUUGUCUGCCACGAAAAAGCCACGAAGUUGACGAUGAAGUGUUCUACAGCCCACGCUCACUCGUCUUCCGCGAGGCAGAUAACCGCACGUGGACAAUAAUGGCUCUUUUCCACAUGAUGUUUGGCGGUGGAAACUACGAAUCACUCCCACCAAGUAGACGCCAAUUGUACACCUCAGACCAACAGCGGCGUCCUUCUAAAUUCAGUUCAGCCAACAAGAGCAAGGGGAAAAAUCAAAGUUCGCGCCCCAGAAAUCAAAGUAAGCAAGAACAGCCGCCGAAGACGGAUGGAGAGGUAGAGAAAUCAGAUGGAUCAUCUACGCAUUCGAUGAAGGAUGCUGCUGAUGGCUCUAUGAUCUGA